Molecule: messenger RNA, 4899 nt
Organism: Neodiprion fabricii
Lineage: Eukaryota; Metazoa; Arthropoda; Insecta; Hymenoptera; Diprionidae
Gene: Doa
Product: serine/threonine-protein kinase Doa
Exons: 9
Coding region: 372-2564 (730 amino acids)
Biological process (GO): protein phosphorylation
Cellular component (GO): nucleus
Molecular function (GO): ATP binding; protein kinase activity
Source: RefSeq, a predicted model, not a curated record
UGUUCCCAUUCUUAUUCAUUCGGUGCUCGUAACCUCGAAAGUAUCGUCAUCGUCGACAUCAUCGUCAUCAGUAGCAGCGGCAGCAGCGGCAGCAGCAUCGUCAGCAGCAGCAACAUUGAAUAAAAAUCGAGAGUCACACGUGCGGGGUGAAGUUGAAGUGUCGAGUUGAAAAGUUGCUGUCGGUGACGAUAACUCUUUGAAGUGACCCUGAAGUAACCUUGAGACACACAAGUGUGCCGACCAAGGAAAGGACCGAUAAGCGAAACGCUGGUAAAGUGGCCGGAAGGAAAAUAUUAAAGAAGAGACGGAGUGACUCUUGUUAAAAAAAUAAAUAAAUAAAUAAAUAACCGGAUACUCGCCUCGACUCCGCUAUGUCAUCCACGUCCUCGACGACCGCCGGUGGCCCAGGUCGUCAAGGAUCAACGCGACGCAAUCGUUACUCACGUUCGUCGACGACUAGCGUCACUCAGCUGCUCAGCGAUUCCUGCUCAAGUUUACUCCAGCGUUUGACAACCCGCGUCCGAGGUCCCUCGAACACCUUAUCGUCGAGCAACGUCGACCGCAAAUCGUCCUCUUCGUCGUCGGUUUUGGGCAGCACGCGUACCCGCCUUGAGGACAAGUACUCGUCGGUACUUGAGCGUUACGGUUCGAGAAAGCGGGACGACAGCUACUCCCAUCGAUUGGAUCGCGACCACAGUUACUACCGUCGCGACGGCAGUUACCGACGGGACGACAAAACGCUCGAACCGUCCUCGCCGACCCCCGUAACACCGAGCUGCGUAGCUCGCAGCGUACUUCUGGCUGAGAAAGCAUAUCCCUACGUAGCGUCCACCCCCCUAUCCGUAAAUCGCGAAAAGACGCCGGGCUUUCACCGGUCGGCAACCGAUCGACGGUCGUCUCUUCUCUCCUCCGAGUCAUUCAGGCGUUACGGCAGGCACAAAAGCGGUCACGCCGACUCGCGUCCCUCGUCACGCAAGGCUCGACCUCAUCGGACGGGUCGCAGCGACUCGUGCAAGGCGACCGCUACGACCGCCGCUCAUCGGCCGCAGCUCAGACCCGUGGAAAUCGAUCCGAGAUCCAUCGAGCGUAGGGAGAUUUUUGAGAACGUCGAUCCCGACCGUACGCCGACCGCUUUUAUCGACGAGGCUGCAACGGCGGCUGCCGAUCAGGCAGUUUCCGAACGCGAGGCCAAACGCAAGGAAAUUCAAAGCUUGAUCAUGAAGUAUGCCGCUCUUGACGAUGUUCCUGUUAACAAUAACGCCGCCGCGGUGGAAGACGCCGCUUCUUUUGUUCACAAUAAUGAUAAUAAAGAACAAACGAAAUUGCUAUCGCCACGACAGCAACAGCAGCAACAUCAGCAGAAACAGAUUAGCACCGCCGAUUUAAUCGCUUCGAAAUAUCAUCGGGGGGCCGCGUUUACGGGCGCCGAUUUACUCGCGACGACUAGCCCUCGACCGCCCUCCGUCGAGGAUGACGAAGAUGGCCAUCUUGUUUACCGAUCCGGCGACAUCCUGGCAAAUAGAUAUAAAGUACUGGCCACCCUGGGCGAGGGUACCUUUGGAAAAGUUGUCAAGGUUAAAGAUAUGCAGAUGGAUCACGUGAUGGCCUUGAAGAUAAUUAAAAACGUCGAGAAGUACAGGGAAGCUGCUAAACUCGAGAUAAAUGCUUUGGAGAAAAUUGCUCUCAAGGAUCCAGAGUGUCAACACUUAUGUGUGAAAAUGCUGGAUUGGUUCGAUUACCAUGGUCACAUGUGCAUCGCCUUCGAAAUGCUCGGUUUGAGUGUGUUCGAUUUCUUGAGAGACAACAACUAUCAACCUUAUCCUUUGGAUCAUGUUAGACACAUGGGAUACCAGUUGUGCUAUGCUGUGAAAUUUCUUCACGACACAAAACUCACUCACACUGACCUCAAGCCAGAAAAUAUACUCUUUGUUGAUUCUGAUUACGACAUAGCUUACAACAACAAAAAGAGGAUAGAUGUGAGGCGGGUCAAAAGGACAGAUAUUAGACUAAUCGAUUUUGGAAGCGCCACUUUUGACCACGAACAUCAUAGCACAAUCGUUAGCACAAGGCAUUACAGAGCUCCCGAAGUGAUUUUAGAAUUAGGAUGGGCACAGCCUUGUGACGUCUGGUCAAUCGGCUGUAUAUUGUUCGAGUUAUACCUCGGCAUCACCUUGUUCCAAACGCAUGACAACAGGGAACACCUCGCAAUGAUGGAGAGGAUACUCGGAACAAUUCCACAUCGUAUGGCCCGUAAAACUAAAACUAAAUAUUUUUAUCACGGUAAAUUGGACUGGGAUGAAAAGAGUUCAGGAGGCAGAUAUGUCAGGGAUAACUGCAAACCCUUGCACCGUUAUUUACUCUCGGAAGACAAAGAUCACGUACUGCUGUUCAAUUUGAUCGAAAAAAUGCUCGAGUACGAACCUACGCAGCGUAUAACACUGAAGGAUGCUCUGAGUCAUCCAUUCUUCGACGCGUUACCUGCAUCUCAACGGCUCCCGGACGUCAGAGCUACCGGUGAUAACUCCGUUCCAACGCACGAGCGAUCUCACUCGUUGUCGCGAUGAAGGUAGUGAUGGGACCAAUCACCGAAGCUAAAUGGACACUUUUUCCCGCCAAUGAUGAUCUACAAUCCCGAAGAUAAUAUAUUACUGAUUAAUAGCUUGAGAAAUUUUUUCGGGUAUGGAGCCAAAUUUAUUUUCAUUGUGAUUUUUCUAACGAUGGAACAUCCGUUAUAACUUUACCGGGAAGUGUGAUGAAUAUCAAAAUGUUAUUGAUAAUCAGAGCAUUGUGUAGAAAAUUAUUUCUCUUCUCUUCGUCCUUUCUUCGUCGCUGUUGUUUUCGUUGAUAAUGUUUACCUUACGAUCACUUGGGGAAACAUGAAAAAAAAAGAAAAAAAAAAACGAAAAAUAGGAAAUAGAACAGCGAUGAUAAGGGUCUUGGUGCUGGCACGUAAGAUCUGGUGUUUACGUUUAGUCGAAAGUAACAGUGUCCCGAAAUUAAUGUAAAUGUUAUUUUAAAACAACUCGUGAAUCAUCUUCUGUAAAUUUUAAAUAUUUUUAAUUUUAUUAAUGAUAAUAAUAAUAACGGUAAUGUGGUGUUCUAUUAAAGCCAGCAAACGUUUCAAGCAAACAUAAUGAAUUGGCGAUACUUUAUUGUUGAAUUAAUGACGAUAGCGAUUCAUCACGACGAUUAAGGUAAUCAUAAAAUCUGUAAGAUUCUGAGAGUAGGGCUACGUAUAAAAUGAUCGUGAUGCGAGGAUCCGAAUAUAAUGUACAAGUGAAAAGAAGGGGAGAACCAAAUGAAAUUAGCUUAAAAGAACGGAAUAAAAGUUGUAUCAAAUUGAAUGAAAUUUCUGUUUCCUUGAAAUUCUACCGAUUAGGGAUUUUUACCAGGAGACGUUGUAGCGGUUGUAGCGUAACGACCGACAGAGAUGGCAGGUUGUGAUAGUACCUGCCGUUUCGUUUAACAAAACGAAAAUACAAUUUACAUUGUGGUAAGGUUAUGUGUACAUAUAUAUUACAUGAAUAUAUAUGGAUAUAUAUGUAUAUAUAUAUACACACAUGCAUAUAGGUAUAUAUUAUAUACGUGCUUAAGGCAAAUAGAGUAACAAAAAAUUAGUGAAAUGAUAGCUAAGCGAUCAUUUUUUUUCCCCAUCAUUACGUUUCUUUUUUUAAUUUAUGAAAAGAACUGAGUUCGCUAUCACGAUUACGUAUACAUGUAAAUGAUUCUUUGUCAUUUCACAAACUUCUGCUGACAAAUUUUUUUGUCUGGUGCGUUCAAUCAAUUUUUCAAUCAUUCAAGCUCCAUUUAAGUUGAGAAGCACCAAACAAAUGAAUGGACUUUCGAUUAAUACAUUGAGAAUAUGUAAACAUUUAUAAUCACUUGAAAAAAUUUUGCGAAACAGGUUCUCUUUUCGCUUUUUGUAUUUUUUUUUUUUUUCUUCUAUCUCUUCAUCGAUAACCUGAUUCUCACGAAGCAAAUUGCAUGGAAGUUGAAGAAGUUAGCAAGAAUUUGCUUAUUAAAUUGUCUAAGAUUGACUUGCAUAUUAUUCAUUAUUUGUAUUUUUUUUUUUUUUUCUUUGAUCAAUAAACGACUGAAUGAAUUCUGCGUUUUAGUUCCAAUAAUGCGUAGACGAUAUUGUAAAAAAAACAAACAUAAAACAAACUUGUAUGUACAUGGUGCACACAUUGUCUUUGUUUAUAUACUCUAAUUUCUUGUGUAAAUGUAAAUAAUAUAACAUCAUAUAAAAUUGUGCCCGAUUUAAAUCAUGCAAUUUGAACAUAAUAAUAGUAAGAAAAAAAAUACCGUUAGCUUCGUUUUGCUACGUUGGAAUUUAAGUUUACUGAAAUAUAUUUUCAAUCUAAAUUAUAAUUUCUAUCUGAUUCAUAGAAUCAAAGAUACUUUAAUAAAGUUUACAGUUUUAACCGACGAGGCUCACUUCCAAUUUCAUUUAUUAAUCGUGGUUGGAUAGAAAAUGAACGUAUCUUUGUUUUUCUUUAAUUUUCUUCACGGUCAUCCCCGAUAUUCGUCGUUUUAAAAAUGACGAUGGCCAUAAAUGAAUUAUAAAACUAGUUUUUAAACAGUAAUCGUUACUUUAUUUUAUUUUAUCUGUACAACUACAAAAGAAAAGCGGUUGUGUAACAUAAGAAAGUUGAGAAAGAAAAUAUAUUGAUUAAAAACACAGUCUAAUUUACAAGAGUCGAUGAAUUCUUUUCUCCACAUAACAUCGGGAGCUUAUUAUUAUAAGAUAUUAUAAUUAACGUUCUCUGAUUUAUCCAUAAUUUCAUCUUACAGAAAACUAAUUUAAUUUCCAUUAUAAAUAAAAUAUACCAGUUACAAUCGCCUUAAUUACAUUUUAACAGUAUACACGUGAACAUUAUAUACACCUAUAAAAAUGGG